Molecule: messenger RNA, 730 nt
Organism: Daphnia pulex (common water flea)
Lineage: Eukaryota; Metazoa; Arthropoda; Branchiopoda; Diplostraca; Daphniidae
Exons: 5
Coding region: 2-730 (242 amino acids)
Source: RefSeq, a predicted model, not a curated record
AAUGAAGCUACUAUUUUGGAUGAUGUUCAUCGUCGUGCUGAUGGAAGAAACUUGUGUUUGCCAAUUCAGCACGUCGCUCCAAUCAUUCGACGUCGUUUCUUCUAGACCAAAAGAGGCGGUGCUGCUGGAUGUGCCCAUCAAUUCAUUCAAGAAAGAUCACCUUGUGGUCGUUAUGUCUGUGUCCCUCCCAUCCGUGAAAACUACGAGGAAUUCAACCGGCCAUCUGAUUCGCGUGGAGGGCGUUUCACCCUUGAUACUUGACUGGCUCUCUCUCCGCUACAAAUUCGAUUACUCCAUCCUUGACACCAAUAUUUCUUUGCUGGAUGACAUGGGACCCAAACGACCAGGACUCAUUAGUUACCUAUUGAGGGGGGAAAGCCAAGUGAUGUUGGCGUUCAUGGGCCCUUCACCCGAACGUUUACGGAAAGUGGAGGUCGUCCAUCCUUGGCUGUACACGCCGCCCGCCUUCCUCAUCCCAAUGCCCGAAAUGUUGCCUAACAACGUCGACGCAGUCAUCAAACCUUUUCAAUUAUGGGUUUGGAUGGGAUUAGUUGGUGCGGUUGCAUCCUUCGUUUUCACCAUGUCGUAUUUAAAUCGCACCCUAACUUGGAGGAAUCAAUCCGUCUCAAACAAUGCUGAAGGAAAUGUCGACCAACCUCCUGAUGUUGUGACUGAAAGUGUCUACAUGUACGUUGUAGGAACCUUAUUGAAUCAAGGUAUUAUAUUUUAA